Suricata suricatta (meerkat) is the source of this 1029-nucleotide messenger RNA. RefSeq names its product putative P2Y purinoceptor 10. Gene Ontology annotation, molecular function: G protein-coupled receptor activity. Gene Ontology annotation, biological process: phospholipase C-activating G protein-coupled receptor signaling pathway; positive regulation of Rho protein signal transduction. NCBI's taxonomy places the organism in Eukaryota, Metazoa, Chordata, Mammalia, Carnivora, Herpestidae. Gene Ontology annotation, cellular component: membrane. The record is from RefSeq and is a predicted model, not a curated record.
AUGCACCUGAUUUAUAGUAUUUAUUGUAACAUCACAGAUAUUUUGAAGUACUCUCUCUAUGCAACCACCUACAUCCUCAUAUUCAUCUCUGGUCUUUUGGUUAAUGGUGCAGCCUUGUGGGUUCUGUGCUGCUUCAUCAGCAAGAAAAAUAAAGCCAUCAUUUUCAUCAUCAGUCUCUCUGUGGCUGAUCUUGCUCACGUGCUGUCCUUACCUCUCCGGAUUUACUAUUACAACAGCCACCACUGGUCCUUCCUGAAGGCCCUUUGCCUGCUGUGCUUCUACCUGAAGUAUCUCAACAUGUAUGCCAGCAUUUGUUUCCUGACCUGCCUCAGCCUUCAGAGAUGUUUCUUUCUCCUCAAGCCCUUCAGAGCCAGAGAAUGGAAGCGUAGGUAUGAUGUAAGCAUUAGUGCUGACAUCUGGAUCAUUGUGGGGACUGCCUGUUCGCCACUUCCAAUUCUGAGGACUGCUGGCUUAGCCAACAACACUGAAUCUUGCUUUUCCAAUUUACGGUUUAAACACAUUAGAAUGACUUCCUCCAUUGGUAUGAUAAGUGUAGCUGAACAUGGAGGCCUUUUUUUAACUGCUGCCAUCAUUUCUUAUUGCACAUGGAAAAUGAGGAAAUCUUUACAAGAAUUCCAAGCUCCCCUUCAGAAUACCAAAGAGAGAAAAAGGGCUUUGUGGAUGGUUCUGAUAUGUGCCGUUGUGUUCACUGUGUGUUUCACUCCUUACCACCUCAACUUCCUAUUCUAUAUGUUGGUGAAACAACAUGUUUUUUCAACCUGUUCCUUUACUAAGAUCACCCUAUAUUUUCACAUCAUUUCUCUAUGUCUUGCAAAUUUGAAUUGCUACCUUCAUUCCAUUGUAUGUUAUUUUAUGACCUCAGAAUUCCAUAAUAGGCUUUUGGAACACAGUGGUUUGGUUCUUCAUUUACAUGUGAGACACAAGGACAGGCCUUUGGAAAUUCAUCACAAGAAGGAGGAACUUCAAACUAUCUCUCCUACAAAUUUGAAUGAUUCCAAGAUAACGUAA